AUGGUUGGCCUUGCGAGACAUGUUGACUCGGAUGAGAUCGUCCAACGCCUCCAUGGAAUGCACAUGGCUGAAGCUGGGAAACGUCAUGUUCAUACCAAUGGCGGCACGUCGCACAUAACUCCAUAUUCGACACGAUAUGCGAGCCGGCAAGAUAUCCCCAAGUUUCAAAUCCCGCAGCAGGGAGCGCCAUCCGAUGCUGUCUACCAAAUUCUCAAGGAUGAACUUGAUCUAGAUGGAAAACCAAAUCUGAACUUGGCAAGCUUCGUUGGAACAUUCAUGGAAUCCCGUGCCGAGCAAUUGAUGAUUGAGAAUAUCUCGAAGAACAUGGCCGACUCCGACGAAUAUCCUGCUCUAAUGACUAUGCAUACCCGCUGUGUCAGCAUUAUCGCCGACUUCUGGGGCGCGAAGAAAGAAGAGAAGCCGAUUGGAUCAGCAACAACUGGUUCAUCAGAGGCCAUCCACCUGGGAGGGCUCGCCAUGAAGCGGCGAUGGCAAGAAAAGAGAAAGGAGGAGGGGAAAGACAGCAGCAAACCGAACAUCAUCAUGGGAGCCAAUGCUCAAGUUGCAUUGGAAAAAUUCGCCCGAUAUUUCGACGUCGAAGCACGGAUUCUACCAGUAUCCAAAACGAGUAACUACAGGCUGGAUCCUGACCUGCUGAAAGAAAAUAUCGACGAAAAUACCAUUGGCGUCUUUGUUAUACUGGGAAGCACAUACACGGGUCACUAUGAGCCCGUGGAGGAAAUCUCUAAUAUCCUUGACAAAUACCAACAGAAGACUGGAGUCGACAUCCCCAUCCAUGUCGAUGCAGCCAGCGGUGGCUUCGUAGCCCCCUUCACACAUGCUGGAGCCGGAGGCCCAAAGUGGAACUUUGACCUACCCCGCGUGAAGUCAAUCAACACCUCCGGACACAAGUUCGGCCUCGUCUAUGCUGGCGUGGGCUGGAUAAUCUGGCGCGACGAGUCGUACCUCCCUAAGCAUUUGAUAUUCGAGCUCCAUUACCUGGGCGGGACCGAAGAGUCAUUCACGCUGAACUUCUCCCGACCAGGCGCUCAGGUCAUUGGGCAGUAUUUCAAUCUCAUACACCUUGGAUUCAGUGGCUAUCGCUUGAUCAUGGAAAACUGCCUCGCAAACGCUAGACUUUUGUCGAAAAGCCUCGAAGCUACGGGUUGGUAUGUGUGUUUGUCUGAUAUACACCGCCAGAAAGGCGUGCAUGACUACAAUGACGAAAAUGGAGGGGCAUUCGCGACAACCGACAGCCCAACUUCCGCCGCAUAUAACGCCGGUCUCCCUGUCGUGGCAUUUUGCUUCUCAGAUGCGUUUAAGAAAGACUACCCGCACGUGAAGCAGGAGUCCGUCUCCCAACUGAUGCGCGCGAGACAGUACAUCAUCCCGAAUUACGCUCUUCCCCCUGGCGAGGAAAAGACCGAGAUCCUGAGAGUGGUAGUACGAGAGUCGAUGAGCUUCGAUCUGCUAGACCGGCUUAUUGCGGGUCUGUGCUCUGUCACGCAGAUCCUGCUUGAGAAUGAUGAGAUAGAUUUGAAGCUUCUUCGGGCCCGGCAGACUACGGAGGGUGCUCGUGGGAGGGUGGGGAAGCAGGGUGAUGGUAAUGACAAGGGUAACGAUAUGGAUGGCGGCGUUCAUCGGAACGUAUGUUAA
Molecule: messenger RNA, 1656 nt
Organism: Pseudogymnoascus destructans
Lineage: Eukaryota; Fungi; Ascomycota; Leotiomycetes; Thelebolales; Thelebolaceae
Exons: 3
Coding region: 1-1656 (551 amino acids)
Biological process (GO): L-glutamate catabolic process
Cellular component (GO): cytosol
Molecular function (GO): glutamate decarboxylase activity; pyridoxal phosphate binding
Source: RefSeq, a predicted model, not a curated record